Messenger RNA from Poecilia reticulata (guppy), 4719 nucleotides. It is a transcript of the gene kmt5b, whose product is annotated as lysine methyltransferase 5B. The record is from RefSeq and is a predicted model, not a curated record. Lineage: Eukaryota; Metazoa; Chordata; Actinopteri; Cyprinodontiformes; Poeciliidae. Gene Ontology annotation, molecular function: histone H4K20 methyltransferase activity; protein binding. Gene Ontology annotation, cellular component: nucleus.
UAUUUUCUGUCGGAGGGCUGUGAUGCGGCUCCCUCUCGCCUGUGCCAGGCCGCCAUCUUGAAUUUUAAUGUUAAUUUCCAGAGAAAAACAACAAUAAUGUGUUUGCUGUGAUAUUUCUUCCUGGGUCUUGUAACGGAUCUGGAACAGGACCGCUGUUUUGUUUCUCAACCCGUCAUAUUGUUUCUAUCCAGGUCGGUCUUCCCCACUCGAGCACCUUCAUCUGAGCGACUAAAUGAAACUGGAGCAGGGGGCUUGUGGGCAUGAAGUGGCUGGGCGAAUCCAAGAACAUGGUAUUAAAUGGCAGACGCCACGGGAGCAAGUUGACCAGCAGCGAACAACCGGUGAGCCAGACUCGCUCCCAGCAGCCRCAGCGGACGUCGCUGCGCCACAGCAGGAGCCACCCGCGCAGCCGCAGAUGCAGCCGCAGGUGUAAUGGCGCCAGCCUGGAGGCGGAGCGGCGCUACGUGCCGUCGUCAGGGAUGACCGCCAAGGAGCUGUGUGAGAACGACGACCUGACCACCAGCCUCAUCCUGGACCCCUACCUGGGCUUCCAGACACACAAGAUGAACACCAGAUUCCGGCCAAUCAAAGGACGGCAGGAGGAGCUGAAGGAAAUCAUCGAGCGCUUUAAGAAACACGACAACAUGGAGAAGGCCUACAAGGCGCUGACGACGGGAGACUGGUGCCGGAACCUGUUCCUGCACAAGUCCAAGGCUCAGGAGAAGCUCUUCAAGCAGCACGUGUUCGUCUACCUGCGGAUAUUCACGGCAGACAGCGGCUUCGAAAUUCUGCCCUGUAAUCGCUAUUCAUCGGAGCAGAACGGAGCCAAAAUCGUGGCUACGAAGGAAUGGAAGAGGAACGAUAAGAUCGAGUUCCUGGUGGGCUGCAUCGCCGAGCUGUCGGAGAGCGAGGAGAACAUGCUGCUGCGCCACGGAGAGAACGACUUCAGCGUCAUGUACUCCACCAGGAAGAACUGCGCCCAGCUGUGGCUCGGCCCGGCCGCCUUCAUCAACCACGACUGCCGGCCGAACUGUAAGUUUGUGUCGACGGGCCGAGACACGGCCUGCGUCAAGGUCCUGAGGGACAUCGAGCCCGGGGAGGAGAUCUCCUGUUACUAUGGAGACGGCUUCUUUGGGGAAAGCAAUGAGUUUUGUGAAUGUUAUACGUGUGAAAGACGGGGAACCGGUGCUUUCAAAUCCAAAGCUGGGCUGCCGGUUCCGGAGGUUCCGGUCAUCAACAGCAAGUACGGGCUGCGGGAGACGGACAAGCGGCUCAACCGGCUGAAGAAACUCGGAGAAGGGAACAGGAGCUCGGACAGCCACUCUGUGGGAUCCCACACCGACGUCGACUCUCAGGAAAUGCCAAAAACACAUCAAUCUGCCAGAACCAGAACUUCAUCUUCAUCGUCUUCAUCGCCGGGCCUGAAGUACCGGACCCGGACCCCGAGCAGACAGACUGUGUCCCGAGCCGUCUCUACCUCAUGUUCCAAACCGGCUCCAGGAAACAGCAGCAGGGAACCAAAGAGACUUCGCUCCCAGUCCAAGCCUCCCAGCAAGGUGCGGCUGCGCAGCCGCAGGCGGGCGGCGGCGGCCCGCGCAGACGCCGCCCCGCUGGGCCUUAGGGACUCCAAGGUGUUGCCGUGUAAGAGCGUCGUCACCGUGAAGAAGGAGAAGGACGGUCCGGAGGUGGCACCUCUUGGCCCGAGGGGCUGCCUGACCCGACAUGCCGCCAAAGAGAACGGCGGCCUUCCCGACGGUGGCCGCGGCUCCGCCUACAGGACUCGCAGGUCCACGCGGACCCUGAAGGCCCCGGAGCCCAUGCCAGGCGCCAAGCUGGAGCCCGGCGCCAUGGACGGGCUCAGCCCGGUACCGGGCGGCGUGGUCAUUAAAACGGAGCCGGCGGACAUGGACGAAUACCUGCAGCACGGCGGCGGCGUGACGCAGCCGUCGGUGCUAGGCAGCGGCUACGGCCGGAAGCGACCGUCCCGACUCCGGACUGAGCGGACCAUCAAAUGCGAAGGCUCCGACUGCGAGCCGUUUGCUGCGGGGCGGGAUGGCGGGAACGUGCUGCUGAGCUUCGCCGACAGACACCGGGACUACAACGGCGUGGCCAACGGCGGCAAAUCCCUCCGCCGCGAUAAGAGCAAGAGCGGCUGCCGCUCGCAGGACAAGGCCAAGAAGAAGCGGCGCAUCACGCGCUACGACGCGCAGCUAAUCCUAGAGAACAGCGGCGGCAUUCCGAAGCUGACGCUCCGCCGGCGGAGGGACAGCAGCAGCAGCAAGACGGCUGACGGCGCCGACGCCGUGGCCUCAUCCACGCUCAGCCCCACCUCCUCCAGCAAGAUCAGCAUCAAGUUCAGCAAGGAGCACGACAAGGACAAGGCCGGCUCCUACAUCGCCAAGCUCAAUAACGGCUUUGCGCCCGUCGUCCACGGCAACGCCACCAAGCUGAAGAUCCAGCUGAGGAAGGAGGACGACGCCCGGCGGCUCCAGGCCAACGGGGAAGCGGCCGGCGGCGCCCAUCGCACCCAGAAAGUCCUGGCCGACCCUUCCUCUGAAGAGGACGACGACGACGACGACGAUGAGGAGGAAGAGGAAGAGGAGGAGGAGGAGGAAGACGACGACUACUUCCACAACGACUUCGAGGACGACUUCAUUCCACUUCCUCCGGCGAAGCGUCUGCGGUUGAUCGUGGGGAAAGACUCCAUCGACAUCGAUAUCUCCUCCAGGAGGAGGGAGGAUCAGUCUCUGCGGCUCAACGCCUGAAGCUUCUGUAAAUAUCGCCGUCGCUGAUGGACAGGAAGUGACGUGGGACUCGGAUCAUCACGGAGCGGACCCGGGUGCUGUUGACCUGCGGCAAAGCUCUGCUCUCCGCUGAACUUCCAGUCGGACCGGAUCCGGUCCAGGAUCCGGCCGAGUCUCCAGUGGAAACGGGCUUUGUUUUGAGUUGUACUGUUCCUUUAAGAGAAUGCACUUGUUGUUUCAUCAUGGACGUGUAGAAAGUGUACAGAUCAUGGCUUCUGUCUCCAGGCAGGUUUUUACUCUGUGUCUGCGCUCAGAGCCGUUUAUCCAGAGGCAUUAGAGCCGCUCCGCCGCCAGGUCCGCUUCCGGUUCUGCUGCCGGCUUUGCCGGGCGUCCACCAAUCGGCAGCCAGAACACCACAGCCAAUCAUGUUCCUGAAUGAAUCACAGCUUUAGGGCGGGCUGAGUCCAAACAGCUGCUGAUUCUUCCUGAUUUCUGGAAUACCGUCAUAAAAAAACCGUCCGGAUCUUCAGGAAAACGUCACAAUAAGCUAAUAUAAAAAAAAUAAAACGAUAUGGAGUCAGUUUCCCAAAAAGCUGCCCUGUCCCUUUAAGAGGAGCAGAAUGGAUUCUAAUGGCUUCCACCUGGAARAAUGCGAUUUUCCAGAUAAAAAUGGAAACAGCGUAUCAUCUUCAUUUUUCCAUUUUUCUGGAUAAUUUUUCCAAACCGAUCAGGAAUCUGGGUUUCAGUUUUCAUUUUUAAAACUGAUGGUUGAAGUUCAGAUCCGAUAUCCUGACAUACCGUAUGGACCAGAAAGCACCUCAGGCUUUUCCAAACUCACAUUCCCAAAUCUUUCCUUCUUUUUUACUUCCAAGUUGAAAUGUUUAUUCCGGAACAGAUCCUGUUCCCUCUGGAUCAGCUUCAUCGCAAAUCUGUUGUUUCCAGAGAAGUUUCUGGAAACACAAAUGUUUUCCAUAUUUAUUUACAACAGUUUUCUUUUUCUUGGAAAAUCGAGUCAAAGUGAUUCUAAAACUGGGAAAACAAAUCCUGGAAUUGUGAGUUUGGAAAACUCUGGAACGGUAAAUGUGGAUUCCUGGUUUGAAUCAAUGAACAUUUGGACCCAACCAGGAUAAACUCGACCUGAUUCUGCCUUGUGGUUCUGAUUUCCAAACGGUAUUCCAGAUGAUUUUUAAUCCCAGAUUGGGAAUCGGAUUCCGGCCCGGUUCCCUGACCCAGAAUCUGAUGGUAUUCCCUGCAGGAAAGCUGCUCAACUCUGCAGCCUUUCAGAAUUCAAGCACAGGCCUCCUCUUCCUCCUCGCGUCACAGCAGAACCGGAACCAGAACUUGGCAGCAGAAUCCGGCUGGGCUGACGCUCCGACCUGAAGCUGAUGUACAGAUGGACCUCUGACCUCUUCCCCCCCAGCUGAGUUUUCCCGCUCCUCUCCCAGUUUCCCAUGAUUCCCGGCGUCGCUGACACUACAGCCUGUCUCUUCUUCUGUGGUGCUACUCAGACUUCCUGUCCGGAGUCGCAGGAGGACGGCGGCAGGAAGUAUUUGUUUGUUUACAGGAAGUUGUCUUCAGCUUCUGUGAGGAAGACCUCAUCCUCCUCUUCCUCCUCUGAGGUUAGCUCAGAGAUCCCUGAUUGGUUGUCGCCGCCUUCCUCCUCCGGCUGUCUGAGCGGGAUCAGCUGGGAAUGUCGACCCGUUUCUGUGUUACCGUUCACAUCACCAGCAGCCAAUCAGCGUCUUGUCCCGCCCCCGUUGGCCAAUCGGCCGUCUCCCUCCUCUCUCACUGUAAACUCUUCCAGGUGCGGCCGCCAGCUUCCAGCGGCCUGAGGCGGAGGGCGGAGCGUUGCCGAGCACUAGCAGAACUAAAGCAGGCAGAUAUUGUCCAAUAUGUAAAUCAUGUGAACACAUCUUGUACUUAUUUAACAGUUUUGAAUACUUGAAAACUAUAUAAAGUUUCUUUGUGACUCUUG